Molecule: messenger RNA, 1626 nt
Organism: Colletotrichum siamense
Lineage: Eukaryota; Fungi; Ascomycota; Sordariomycetes; Glomerellales; Glomerellaceae
Gene: lepB-3
Product: Transcription factor lepE
Exons: 2
Coding region: 1-1626 (541 amino acids)
Biological process (GO): DNA-templated transcription; regulation of transcription by RNA polymerase II
Cellular component (GO): nucleus
Molecular function (GO): zinc ion binding; RNA polymerase II cis-regulatory region sequence-specific DNA binding; DNA-binding transcription activator activity, RNA polymerase II-specific
Source: RefSeq, a predicted model, not a curated record
AUGACUCUCUCAAAAGGCCAGAAGAAGUCAGGGAGUGUCGUCAACAAUGGCUAUUUGAGAAGCUCCGCGGACUCCGAUGAUGGAUCUUCGAAACAAUUCAGUCUCCAAGUUCUUUGCAACGGCGACAGGGAUUUGGACCACAUCAUAACACCCCUUAGCCAGGCUGGCUUCAUCAAACCCGAUGGCAAAUUCACUUCUUACAGUGAUCUUAAAGACCAACUAUUCCGACGCCGCUUUUUGGUUUCUGGAGAUUCCGAGGAAGCUCAGCGAUCCAUCUUCGAUGAAAUCCCUGACAAGGAAAUUGCCAUCAAGCUAGUCGACAGAUACUUCCAGACAUACGGCUCCAUCUUUCGAUUUUUCAACGAGUCGAAUUUUCGGGCUGAGGCUGAGAAACACUGGGAAUCACCAGAGAGCGUGUCCUUGACUUUUUGCAUUCAUCUACUGCUGGUAAUUGCCAUCGGCAAUGCAUCGAUCCAGCCGACGGAAGACCGACUCCCUCUCACCAGGAUUACCACGUGGUGGCAUCUCAUUCAAGCAUGGCAAAGCGUUGCGCUUCGAUCUGAUCCCCGCGAUAUAACGACAUUACAGUCUUCAUGCCUCAUUAGUCUGAUGCGGCAAUGCUACGGUCUAGAGGCGCUUGCGAGCUGGCCCUCAUCCGGAGCAUUGGUGCGCAACGCUAUGAUGGCGGGUCUACAUCGAGAUCCAUCUUCUACGGGUCAUCAACUUGAUCCAGAGGAGCUAGUGAUGCAUCAAAACCUAUGGUAUACCAUUCUUGAGCUUGAUUUGCAGAGCUCUAUGGAUGAAGGAAUGCAACCUACUUUGACUCCAGACGAUUGGGAUAUGCCAUUACCGAUGACUUCCGACCAUCUGGACAACGCAGGAGGUUCUCAGGCCAUCUCCGCUGUUCUGGUGCUGAUAUCCACUCUGCCAGUCAGACUUCAAAUUGCACAUUUUCUCAAUAACAUAAAAGGCUCAGUCGACUACAACGAAGCAUUCAUCCUGCAUGAACAGCUAAGCCCUGCAGCACAUCUCCUACUUUCAUCGGACUCAGCUCAUCGUUCUACCUCGACGGCAUUUACUCAUGGAUUGCCCGCCGCUUUAUGCGCCAGAUCACUGUUAGCUCUCCACAUCCCUUUUGGAUCACUCAGAAGUCCAUUAUACACCUUCUCCCACAAUAUUUCCAUGUCAACCGCAAUGUCUCUAAUGGAAAGGCUCGACCCUCCCCAAGACAAAACUGGGUGGCCAGAGAACGACGCGCUAGUAACUUUAAUGCGCACUUCGAGUUCCAUCUUCCAGACGAUUGCUUUUCAAGCGAUUCUCUUCAUUUGCGUCCAGAUGGAGAGCUACUUUGCGGAUCCCCAAUCAUGGACCCUUGUACCUGAGCUCAAGGAGAGGUUUGCCAAGAUCCUUGGACGCUUCAUUUACAUCGCUGAACAAAGGCUUCCGACACAGGAUUUCGUUGGAAAGGCUUACAUGAUACCAGCCAUGGUCCUGGCACAUAUGCGACUGGCGAAUUCGGGGAUGAGCAAAGACGGCAUGGCAGCAAAUGACGCGAUAAUUGCUGAGGAAGUAACGACAACUUGCUUCAGCAUAUUCCGCAACAGACCAGAUCUGCCCUCUGACUAG